Messenger RNA from Mercenaria mercenaria, 939 nucleotides. RefSeq lists its product as uncharacterized. Gene Ontology annotation, biological process: DNA integration. The transcript has a single exon. The record is from RefSeq and is a predicted model, not a curated record. The coding region runs from base 1 to 939 and encodes 312 amino acids. NCBI's taxonomy places the organism in Eukaryota, Metazoa, Mollusca, Bivalvia, Venerida, Veneridae. Gene Ontology annotation, molecular function: nucleic acid binding.
AUGUUGACACGAUUUAUAGCAACAAGAGGUACGCCUGAAGAAAUAAUUAGCGAUAAUGCUAAACAAUUCAAACUUACAAGUGACACGGUUCGUUUGGUAUGGUGCAAUGUGGUGAAAAGUGCAGAUGUUCAAGAUUAUGUUGCACAUUCUGGAGUAAAAUGGUCAUUUAUAGUUGAAGUUGCACCAUGGAUGGGGGGAAUGUAUGAACGUUUAGUGGGAUUAGUGAAAAGGUCUAUGCGUAAAACAAUGGGAAAAAAAAAGUUAACUUUUGAUCAAAUGCUUACUGUUGUCAAAGAGGUGGAAUCAAUAAUAAAUUCCCGUCCACUUGUGUAUGUUUGGGAAGAUUUGAAAUCGUCAAUAGCUCUAAUCCCUUCACAUUUUAUUUGUUUGAACCCCAAAACUGGAAUACCAGAAACCAAAGACGAUGAAGAUGACCCGGAUUUUAAUGUGAAAGAAAAUAGUAGUGAUAAAUUGCUCAAAAUGUGGAAAAAGGGUGAAAAGCUUUUAAAUGUGUUUUGGAAAAUAUGGAGAGAGGAAUAUCUUUCUAGUUUGAGAGAGCGUUCAAGAAUUAACAUCAGAUCGCCACGAAUUCAGGCAAAGAAUGCGCCAAAACUUGGCUAUGUAGUGUUAAUUAAAGACGACCUGCCACGUGGUCAGUGGAAAUUAGCACGGAUUAAAGAACUAGGGUUGAGCAGUGACGGUGAAAUUCGGUCUGCUAAGGUUACAACUGCCUCUGGGAAAGUUUUCCAACGACCCCUGAAUCUCCUCUUUCCCAUAGAAACAUCAGGUGAAACUGUAACAGACGAUGAUGUUCAAGGCAAAUAUGAUAUCGAUAAUGAACAGGGUAGUUCUGAGACAGAUAACCUACCCGACAUAAAUCAACGACCAACAAGAAUUGCGGCAACUAAGGCUAGAGAAAAAAUUCAGAAAUUGCUUUAG